Messenger RNA from Pseudo-nitzschia multistriata, 3551 nucleotides. Lineage: Eukaryota; Bacillariophyta; Bacillariophyceae; Bacillariales; Bacillariaceae. The record is from the annotation of a GenBank genome assembly.
UAAUAUUUCUUGUUGACACAUAACACAUGUCCUGAUCGACACAGACACUGAUAUUGACACUGAUACAAUCCAUCAAGUACGGUACGAGUUUCGCAUUACGCAAGGCAACUGUGCUACACAUGCACCCCAGAAGGAGGUUGCUGCUGCUGCUCCCACGUUGGGUGCGUUUGCUUUGAUUGGCUGAUUGCUCCUUCUUGAUCGAAUCCCCAAUCGGGCAAGCCGUUGGGGUUCGUGCUUCAAUCCAGCGAGAAAGCGGAGAUCGAAAUUGAAAAACGAAUCACGCGCUGAUAUUCGAAGCAAAGUGGCUUUGUUUCCAACCCAGACAACACACGACAACAAAGAGACCACGAGCAAAACAAAAUAAAGCGAGCAAAGCAGAGCAGACGACAACGAAGCAAAACAGAAGCCCGACCAUUGCAAUCUGGGAGCUCUCUGUUUGUUCUGCCGCUAUCACAAUUCGUUUGGAGGCGCAAGACAAUGAGUUCGAAUUCGAAGAAUGUCGUCCUCGCCAAUAUAAAGACAGAGCCGUUGCCAGAAUCGCCACCGCCACCGCUGGUGCUGCCCAAACCGCUCUGGAAUCUCGCCAAGGGCGACAACGUCUGGGUAACCCAGGGCAAGACGGAUCACAUGGCCACCUUUGUCGGGGAUCCCCGGAUGGUGUGCAUCUACCCCGAUUCGGACGACGACCACAACACAUCCCCUGGGGAACCCAUGCAAAAGAAGCAGCGGACCGAUCGGGGGACGCAACAGCUCGAGGUGAGGAUACGAUGGGCCACGACGGGGAACAAGGGGUACGUGCAGGCUUCGAGCGUUCGGCCGGUCGUCUCGGGGGAGCGCCGCCGCAGGCAGCUUGUGAGCCAUUACGACGCGGCUCCUUCCAAGCGGCCGGUCUACACGCGAAAGAGCAGGGGGAAAACCGGCGGGACCACUGGCAGCACCAGCACCAGCACCAGCACCGGUAACAAUCGCAGUAAGAAUCGAAACAGCAGCAAUGUCAGCAGUGCGUCCGAAGCAUUCCAGCCGGCCGAUGUCGUCUCCGACGCGAGCAACCCGAAGUCUUCCAUAGGAAAUCCGGUAGACGAACAGCUUAGCGACAAUGGCAACGAGCACUCCACGCCCCCCACAAGCGGGAAAAGGGCGGCUUCUUCCCCCAUGUUCAAGAUGCCUUCGAGGGAAGAAUUCCGAGAGAUCAUGCUGGAGCGGGAACGGAAAAAGAAAGAAAAACAGCUCAAGCUCCGGCAGAGGCGGAUACRGCAGCUGRCCCGCAAGAAUGGGGCGGCCAGUAGCAACAACCCCAUCUGCGGAAUUGGAACAGAGGAUGACGCCACCGAGAGAGGAACCGCACCCUAUCGCACAACCAUAGAUGAGGGCUAUCAAUGGGAGUGGGAAGCGGGAUCAUCUCCUUCCUCGAAAGCUGCUUCGGCCCCAGUGCCGUACAGGAACAAAAAAAGCGAAAACUAUUUCAAACCGGUUCCGUCCAAUUUCGGGAAGAAACUCCCGCGCUCCUGGAAGGAAGCCUACCAUUUCCUGCGGGACUAUCGUUAUAUCGAAGAAACAUGCGAGGUGCCAUCCAACCACCCGAUCCUGGGGAAAUUUGUUUGCGACCUGCGGUCGGAAUACGAACGAUUCCGGGCUCACACACGCAAGCAGCUCCGGAGGCAAAAGACGGAGCAGCAGCGACUGCAGCACCGGUGGAGCCCAAACCAAAACCACGGCAAUGGCCAGGAGGGAAGUCUCUCGAACGUCAAAGCCUAUCGAACCCCUACGCCAGCUUCCCCCCAAAAAGACAUGACCCGGGUCGAUCGAUCGCGCAUCAAGGACCUCAAUAGACUUGGCUUUGACUGGAGGAUCGAAGAACGAGAUUGCCAAAACGAAACCGAGCAACCGUCGCUGCCGAUGCUCGAUACCUUCAAACCCGGCCACCAAAGCCACUCCCCGAGCACGGAGAAAGUCGAUCCCACGGUGGCGAAUGGAAAGUCCUCGGGCGAUAAAUACAGCAAAAAAAUCAAACGCAAACAUGAGAACAAAUCGAACAUAAACGAUGAUUCGGAAACCAGAACCGAAUCGGAAUACGAGCAAACCGAUCACGGCAAUGGUGAUUCCUCAGUCGACGAUAAAAGGGCGACCUUUGCGGACGAAAAGAUGCUCGAUGAUGAGGUCACUCAAGCGAAAGAAACCCCCAAACUGCCAAAAAACCGUCUGAGCCAUGCCGGCGACGACGCAGUGCUGAUUGCGUCCGUGAUGGAGGCCCAGGCCACCCUCAACGAAACACCUCUCUUUCAUGACAUCAUCUUGAGCAAGCACGCUGCCUUCCCCACACACCUAUACCGGCUCCUGAGGCUGGCUACAGUACGCCAAGAUCUGGGUCUGGAAUCCAUCAUAUCCUGGACAGAAGACGGAGGGGGCAUCUUCUUCCGGGACGACAACCGACUCCUCGAAGACGUGGUAUCGAAGGCGAGCAGGAUGAAAAAAAUCGUGUCGUUCUGGAACACCAUGAAUCGAUAUGGAUUUUUGUGUUCUCAAAGAGGCUUAAACGGAAACGGGAGCCAGUAUAGGGUCUACUACCAUCAUUCUCACAUGCAGGCCGAAGAUGCGAAUGAUUCGUCACUUCGGCUGUUUUACCGGGGKGCUCCGGCGGAGCUCAUCGGGAGCAUCAAACAGAAAGGGGAAGGAACGGUCAACAAAAAGAAGAACCAACUCACUGCCAAGUCUCCACAAGAGGUUGGCGCAGUGAAAAAGCCUAGCAAGCAGAAGCAACUCACAAAAAGWSACAAGCGAAAGSAUCCCUCGUGGAUGGACGAAGAAUACRGAGCCGCACUCCCAAAAAAWRGAAACACCCAACCCGGAAGAUCGACCUCGUCGCUGUCCUCGGUAUCGUCUUCUGAAAACGGAAGGAUCGUCCAUGCAUCGAAGAAGAACCUUCAACACGAUUCGUCUUCGACGUGGCGGGCCCAGGACCGAUUGAACAAGAAGAAGCGGGGUAGAAACAGCCAAAAUCUGCAGGGGGAAAGGCACCAAUCCCGUCAACAGGUCAGGACCACGAGUAGCAGUCCUCCCAGGAUCACCCCGUACGAGAUAAAUAAGAGCAACUGGGGAAAGAUCGAGCGGUUGAUCAAKUUGAACCGAUGCAARCGCCUYGGCGAUGUCCGGGGCACCAUGAAUGAAACCUCCCAAUCCCCGACCAGUGAGAACGAUGUCGAAUUUGUGUGACGAAUCAAGAAGCAACGAUACCAAAGCAAACCGCCAGCACCAGUUUUGGGAACAGCUCCCAGAACCAAAGCACGAACCAGAAUGCAGGAACCACCAAAAUAACGAAUGCAUCAACUUGCAUCGCUAAUUAGAGCUUGUUCCAUCUAAAUCUGGACAAGGAUCUGCGAUAAGACUUUGCUGAUUCCUUUCGUUUCUAUUACUGUUGCAGUUUGUUUGAGAUAGCUGUUGCACAACUACCAUGAAGGCGAAAUUAGAGUAUGGGAAAGGGUAUCAUAUUGUGACACCCAAAAUGCACAUUACAAUCUACUCAUGCAUUAGUACAAAAAAUGCGUCUCUUAAAA